GCAAAGUUUUCUGCUUUUUUAAGACAAAACAGAAGUUCUCCACCGUUAGAUCUUCCAAACUCAUUGGAGAAUCAAAUUCACUCGUCCUUGUCCACUGUUUGCCUUUCCAACAAUCAGAGCCAGGGAUUUGAGAGAGAGAGAGAGAGAGAAGAACAGAGCAUCUUGUGCUGUCCAUUCCAUUAGACAUCCAGAAAAGAAAUCAGAAAAAAUGCAAACUUUGCUUGAGUUUCUGUCAAUUCCUGAUUCGGUUUCUUGUGUGUUUGCAACCUGCUUUAAGAAAUGGUAAUGGGGAAUGCCAGUGGUAUCAGAGAUGGUGGAGAAGGCCCUUCUCGCGUUAACAACUUUGAAGAGUACAGUGAUGGAUAUUUAGAAGAAUCCAUGGCUCAGACUCCAUCUCUUUUAUUCACUUCCCAAUAUCCUGGGGAACCUUUACCAAGACCUACCGAGGCAUUACCGCAACAUAUAGUAUUUAAUCGUAAUGUACACGAUGAGAAAUUGAUGCGGGCGAAGAUCUCAUGGAAUCACGGUGGCGGGCAAGUUGCUAUCACAGGAUCAUGGGACAAUUGGGAGACCAGGGAGCUCUUGCAGAGUAUAGGCAAUGAUUUCUUUAUCAUAAAGUUGCUUCCAUCAGGUCUCUACCAAUACCGAUUCAUUGUUGACGGGUGUUUGAUGUGUGCUCCAGACUUGCCGUGGGUUUACGAUAAUUCUGGGAGUGCGUAUAAUAUCUUGGACUUGCAGGAAUGUAUUUCAGAAUUGCCUCAGCAUCUGGAAAAGUUCGAACCUCCUCCAUCUCCACCUUCAAGCUACGACAACAGACUCUUAAGCGAAGAUGAUUUCAGUAAACCUCCGCUGGAAGUACCCCCACAACUACAAGAAUCAUUUCUAAACAAGCCAUCAUCCUCCAACAACGGUGACCAGUCAUUACCAAUGCCUCGUCCUUCACAAUUGAACCAUUUGCACAUACAGAACCAAAUUGGCGGCGAGUUUUUUGCACUCAGCGCUACACGUAGGUUUCAUACAAAGUUUGUCACAACGGUGUUAUACAAGCCACUGAGAAGAACAAAUCAGUAAUUUUUUGUAUCUUUAUUUUGUGAGGAGAAAAUAUUUCAUAGAUGUAAUAUUGUUUAGAAGAUUGCUGUGACUUACUAGGGUUGAGAAACAGUUCAUGUAACCCAUGAAAUUUGGACGGUUUGCCAAAAUGUAAUGGAAGUGUUCGUUUUGUA
Pyrus x bretschneideri (Chinese white pear) is the source of this 1223-nucleotide messenger RNA. RefSeq names its product SNF1-related protein kinase regulatory subunit beta-2-like. Gene Ontology annotation, molecular function: protein binding. Bases 280 to 1071 code for a protein of 263 amino acids. The record is from RefSeq and is a predicted model, not a curated record. Lineage: Eukaryota; Viridiplantae; Streptophyta; Magnoliopsida; Rosales; Rosaceae. The transcript has 5 exons.